GAAAAGAUAUGAUGCUUACCCCAUUCCCACAACAAUAAGUUCUGCACCCAUUCAUACAAAGCCAUGGCUCCCUGUCUGUAGCAAAGGAAAGGAAAUCAAUUGAAUUGCAACCCUCCAAUGGCAAACUACGCACCCAACUCCUUGGAAACUCUCCUGCUGAGCACAAUGAUGAGCAGGCUUCAAACACGACCCCCUUAUCUGGACACUACCUCUGUCAUCUCCAACGCCUGCGAUCGCAUCAUCUCCGACGACACCAAAACCCCACUUCAAAGAGAAGAGGCCAAGUUAGAGAAAGCCAUUGUGCAGAUUAUUCUAAGUGGAGAAGGGCCCCAGAAACUUAGCCCCAAUUCAGGUCAGGCCGUCUCAAUAGGCGACCACCAGGUCUGCGUAGGGUUCCACGAGGAUCCAUCUGCAGGUUUUGAUGUCGGUGAUGGUGCUGGUCCUGCUUAUCGUAUCUGGGAAUGGCACGGUCAUAUUAUGCUGCAUGAUGACGAUGAGGGCUACACGGCUGAGUAUGUUUAUGGGAAUUAUUUUGAGAAAACACAGGAGGUUAAUCAGCGGGCAAGGGCUAAGGAAGAAGAGGAGGAGCCUGCCCGUGGAGCCGAGGGCUUGGGUUUGGGCGGCCUUAUCGGGGGUAAUCAGGAUGAGACCAAUGCCAGGAUUUUGUGCAGGAAUAUAAGUGCCGGAUCAUUAAGGGAUACCACUGGACUUUCAAUUUAACUUGUGGGGAUUCCACACUCCAUCCUUUGCCUGGCCUCUAGCUCCUCCUCCUCGUUGUGGGACUACCACUUCUCCAGCUUCUCUUGCAGGACGGCCAGUUCACUACGCCUGCUGUUCCUCCUGCGAGUCUACCACUCUGCCCCUCUAGCCCCUUUUGCUCCUUCAUCUCCUGCGGGACUACUGCUCCUCCUUCACCAUCUCCUCUCUGUGAGACUACCUCUUUGCUCCUCUGUUCUGCCAACUCUUUCCUUCCUGCUUCGUUGCACUCCAGAUUUUUCUCCUGCAUCAUGUGCAGGUCUAUUAUUUGCUCUUUCAACUGUAGUAGGAAUAUUACUCCAGCACACCCACUGGUGCUAUGAUGUCACUCUGGGGAGAUUUGAACCUCUGGCGCUAAGAUGUCGCUUGGGGAGAUCUGAGCCUUGGUCUCUAACAUGACAACCAAGUGGCCAUGCUGCUUGAACAUAACACCUUUGACAUUCAUUACCUAUUUUUAUUACAUAUUUACUAUUCAAUUAUCUAAUUUUGCAUCGUGGAU
Cryptomeria japonica (Japanese cedar) is the source of this 1255-nucleotide messenger RNA. RefSeq lists its product as uncharacterized. The coding region runs from base 118 to 720 and encodes 200 amino acids. The record is from RefSeq and is a predicted model, not a curated record. The transcript is spliced from 2 exons. Lineage: Eukaryota; Viridiplantae; Streptophyta; Pinopsida; Cupressales; Cupressaceae.